AAAAAAAAUAUUUGGGAGAAAAAAAUCAGAAAUACCGGUAACUGUCGAACCAGCUUCACUGCGAUUUACACAUUGCAGUAGGCAACAAUGGAGGACGUGAGUGAAUUUCUGCGCGCCAGAGGGGUCCAAGAGGAAACCAUAUUGCAAAUGGAAGAACAAAAGGUGAGUUAUAAAUAUAUAAGUGUGUUUUGGGCGUUCGUAAAAACAACGAAAAGGCGUUAGAAUAUGAAAUGCAGACAUUGAUGAGCUAGCAGCAAGUGCAUUAGCUUAUAUGCUAUGGCUCCCCCCAUCUAAUUCAGUAAAUAAUGGUUUAGUUCGUUGACACGCAAGUUUGUGCUUGUUGGAACAGUGGCGACUAACCAAGAGCAACAGCCUGGUGGUUUUCAUGUUUCUGUAGAGAAGAUUUCAUUAAGUGUGUUUAACAAGGCAGCUAGCUGACAAUCAGAAGGCUAUUAACCAUCAAAAUGAUCAACAUCUCAAACAUCAUCUCGUCUAGAAUGGAGUAAGACAGUUGUGGUUGUGGCCCACAACCACAACUGUCUUACUCCAUUCUAGACUUGUUUCAUAAAAUGCGUAUUUUUUUACAAUAUAUAUAUAUAUAUAUAUAUAUAUAUAUGCCUAUAUAUACGCAUUUUAUGAAACAAGUUAGUGAGGUUAACAGUAAGAAUGUUUAACACUUUCUGGCUUUAAAUUAAAGGUAGGAUUUGUGUUCCUGCAUAUAAAGUGUUCCUGAUAAAUAAGAUCCGUACUCCGUAAUGGACACUUUUACUGAGCAUAUACUGUGUAAAAUAGGAAGAAGAGUCUUAACCUUACAAUAUUUAAACAAUAUAUUUUCUUUUCUUUUUUGCAGAUUAAAAGCAACGUUAUUGUCUGAUGUACAAUUCAACUGCCAUAUUACAACCCCUCCUACGAAUACCAAAUUGUCCUCUUUAUAUUCUGCAUUACAUCAGUUUGCUGCGCUGCUCACAACAAUGCCUGCAGAGCCGGAUUUGGAUGACUUAAUUAAACUAUACUUCAGACUUUCCCUAAGUAACAAAGAAAUACUUGCUAUUUUGGCACACACUAAUCACAUUGUAAUUAGUGUCCGAACAUUAAAGAGAAUUUGUAAAAGACUUAACCUGUUCAGGAGGAAGAACCAGUCUGACUUGGAGGAAGUGCUAGCUUUUGUACAGCAUGAGAUCAUGACUAAUGGACAGAUGCAGGGAUACCGUUGGCUUCAUCUCCGUGCAAUUCAACAGGGCCUUGUUGUGUCACAAGAUAGCAUAAGACGCAUCAUCAAACUGGUUGAUCCACAAGGUGUGGAAUUAAGACGAGCCCACCGCUUGAGAAGACGUCAGUACAGAUGCAGAGGGCCAAAUGCACUUUGGCACAUGGAUGGUUAUGAUAAACUAAAGCCCUAUGGCAUUGCCAUCAACGGCUGUAUAGAUGGUUUUAGCCGCUAUGUGUUAUGGAUGGAAGCCUAUAUCACAAACAGUGAUCCUAAAGUAGUUGCAAGUUACUUUAUCAAAACAGUUUCAGGUAUAGGUGGAUGUCCAGAGAGGAUUCGUGCAGACAGGGGCACGGAAAAUGUUUCUGUUGAAGAAAUGCAGAUGUUUUUGCGAAGGAACCACCCAGACAGUUUUGCUGGGGAGAGAAGUUUCCUUUAUGGAAGAAGCACAGCAAACCAGCGCAUUGAAGGAUGGUGGGGUAUACUCCGCAAACAGAGUGCGCAGUUCUGGAUGAACCUGUUCCAAACUCUCCAGGAAGAUGGCCACUUCACAGGAGACUUUUUGGACAAAAGUCUUAUCCAAUUAUGUUACCUUAAUCUUGUUCAGGAUGAACUUGAUGAAGUGGUCAACACCUGGAAUUCCCACAAAAUCAGACCAAGAUCAACUGAUGACACAGCAUCUGGUCGGCCAGUGAUUAUGUACUCAUUCCCAGAGUUGCACAGUGCUGAGGAUAGACUCAAACCUAUUGCCAUGGAGGAGGUCAAUUUGUGUAUGUUAGAGUGUACUCCCAAAGGCCAGUUUCCAUGCGAUGAAACUGUUUUUGAACUGUGUUGUCUACUCAUGGCGGAAAACGGAUGGGAUGAUCCAGCAGAUCCAUUUGCUGCAGCUGAUCUAUACAUCCUGUUACGAGAUGAAAUACGACGACAAGUAUUUGAUUAAUGGUACAUGUAGCGUACAUGUCAUUAUGCAAAACACAAAAUACUGUUCAGGACAAAACUGACCUUAAAAAAUAAGUAAUUAUUUAGUCAAAAAUGUAUCAAUAAAAAUCAUAGUCAAUGGUA
Messenger RNA from Gymnodraco acuticeps, 2269 nucleotides. RefSeq lists its product as uncharacterized. Lineage: Eukaryota; Metazoa; Chordata; Actinopteri; Perciformes; Bathydraconidae. The coding region runs from base 756 to 2147 and encodes 463 amino acids. Gene Ontology annotation, molecular function: nucleic acid binding. The record is from RefSeq and is a predicted model, not a curated record. The transcript has 2 exons.